Knipowitschia caucasica is the source of this 234-nucleotide messenger RNA. The record is from the annotation of a GenBank genome assembly. NCBI's taxonomy places the organism in Eukaryota, Metazoa, Chordata, Actinopteri, Gobiiformes, Gobiidae.
AUGGAUCCCCACACCAACCUCCCCGACGCACAGGGAAAACUUGUUCCACUGAAGCCAACACGUGGGUGCGGAGGAGAAGCGGGCUCACGGGGACAAAAGGAGCCGUGCACACUGCCCCAAUGCGUUUCGUACGCGGAGGUCGACAUUCUCUUCAAGUUUUAUGUUUUUCCCAAUAGGAGACUUGAUUUUCUUUUUAUUGUUGGAUACUACACGCCUGGAGAGAGGGUUUAUUAA